Messenger RNA from Colius striatus (speckled mousebird), 2010 nucleotides. Its product is annotated as DNA polymerase epsilon catalytic subunit A-like. NCBI's taxonomy places the organism in Eukaryota, Metazoa, Chordata, Aves, Coliiformes, Coliidae. The record is from RefSeq and is a predicted model, not a curated record. Bases 1 to 2010 code for a protein of 669 amino acids. The transcript has 18 exons. Gene Ontology annotation, molecular function: DNA-directed DNA polymerase activity; nucleotide binding; single-stranded DNA 3'-5' DNA exonuclease activity. Gene Ontology annotation, biological process: nucleotide-excision repair, DNA gap filling; base-excision repair, gap-filling; DNA replication proofreading. Gene Ontology annotation, cellular component: epsilon DNA polymerase complex.
AUGGGCGUGCUGGGCCAGAGGUUUCGCAGGCACAGCCCGGCCAGGAGCUCGCCGUCCUGGCUGUGCCGCUGCUUUGGCAGCCGCCGCGGGGAAGGAGGGGACAAAAGCUCUGCCUUGCUGGCUGCAGACGGGCAAGUUCACACACCCAGAGCCGGGCGGCUGCGGGGCACAUGCCGAGGGAACGCGGUGGGGGCGGCGGGCGGGCGGGUCCCGGAGACGGCGCUGGGGUCUGACGGUGCGGCGUCUGCCCGGGACGAUGGCCUCGCGCUGUCCGCGCUCAAGCGCCUGCAGCGAUCGCAGCGCACGGACCGUCUGGACGCGCUGUUUGGCUUCGAGCGGCCACCGGAGCCUGGCGAGCGCACGGGCUCGCUGAGCAACACGCAUCCGACGGAGGUGCUGGACGAGGACCGGCGGUCCGUGAGCGCUGUGGAUUACUACUUCAUCCAAGAGGACGGAGCCGCUUCAACGUCCUUGCCCUACAAGCCCUACUUCUGUGUUGCUACCCAGAAGGGCUGCGAGCUAGAAGCGUCCUCCUUCCUCUCCAAGAAAUUCCAAGGGAAGAUUGCGAAGCUGGAGACUGUUCCCAAAGAAGAUUUGGACCUGCCAAACCACUUGGUAGGCCUGAAGAGGAACGACAUCAAGCUGUCCUUCAACACGGUGGAUGAGCUGGUGAAGGUGAGGAAGGAGAUCUCACCUGCUGUAAGGAAGGACAGAGAGCGAGACGCUGCGAGCGACGUCUACGCAGCCACGUUGGCAAGUGCUCUGAGUGGAGGUAGCCUGAGCACAGAGGAAGAAGGGGCUUCCAGAGAGGUUGCCAGCCAGAUGGACAACAUUGUGGAUAUGUGGGAGUACGACGUUCCCUACCACGUUCGUCUCUCCAUUGACCUGAAGAUCCACGUGGCUCACAGGUACAACGUGCGGUGCCGGGGCAACACCUUCCCCCCCAGAAUCAUCCGUCGGGACGAUUUGGGGGAGCGGCCGGAUCCCGUCGUUCUCGCCUUUGACCCUGAAACUACCAAACUGCCUUUGAAGUUUCCUGAUGCAGAGACAGACCAGAUCAUGAUGAUCUCCUACAUGAUUGAUGGGCAGGGCUACCUGAUCACAAACAGGAAGAUUGUCUCUGAGGAUAUUGAGGACUUUGAGUUCACUCCCAAGCCAGAGUACGAGGGUCCGUUUUGUGUCUUUAAUGAACCAGAUGAGGCUCAUCUGAUCCAGAGGUGGUUUGAACACGUCCAGGAGACCAAACCCAACAUCAUUGUCACAUAUAAUGGAGACUUCUUUGACUGGCCCUUUGUGGAAGCGAGAGCAGCAGCUCAUGGAAUUAAUAUGUAUUGGGAAAUUGGAUUUCAAAAGGACAGCCAGGGAGAGUACAAAGCAUCCCAGUGCAUCCACAUGGACUGUGUGAGGUGGGUGAAGAGAGACAGUUACCUCCCAGUGGGAAGUCACAACCUGAAAGCAGCAGCUAAAGCAAAGCUGAGUUACGACCCCGUGGAGCUGGACCCCGAAGAGAUGUGCCAGAUGGCUGCAGAGGAGCCUCAGACCCUGGCCACCUAUUCAGUGUCUGAUGCAGUUGCCACCUACUACAUGUACAUGAAGUAUGUGCACCCUUUCAUUUUUGCCCUGUGCAUCACCAUCAUCCCCAUGGAGCCUGACGAGGUGUUAAGGAAAGGAUCUGGGACACUGUGCGAGGCAUUGCUGAUGGCUCAGGCCUAUCACGCCAACAUCAUCUUCCCCAACAAGCAGGAGCAGGAAUUCAACAAGCUGACAGACGAUGGGCACGUGCUGGACUCGGAGACGUACGUGGGAGGCCACGUGGAAGCUCUGGAAUCUGGGCUCUUCCGCAGUGACAUCCCCUGCCGCUUCAGAAUGAAUCCUGCUGCCUUUGACUUCCUGGUGCAGUAUGUGGAGAAGACGCUGCAACACGCCGUUGAGGAGGAGGAGAGUUUGCCUUUGGACCAAGUCACCAACUUCCAGGAGAGACUGAAGGCGAUUGACCCUCCUGCCCUGUGA